UUGGCACCUUCUCGACCACCUUGAAUUAUCCAUACAUUUCUCGCAUUCUCCAGAAACUUCUCCCUUCUUCCUACUUCACCUGCUCAUCAAUUCGUAUAAAAUCCAGAGCGUUGCCAUGAUCGGCACGUCCAGUUAAAAUCUUUCCAAGUUCUACGAAAAGCUUCAAGAAAAUUAUCCAUAAUAUUCCCAAAUUCUACGAAAUCCUUUACGAAAAGUUUCAGUAGAAUCAUCUGCAGCUCAGCAUGGCACUGCAAUUCUUCAACAGAGCAUAUGAUCCGUUGUUCCAGCAAUUGGAAAGCCUGGCCCUUUCCGAGCCCUCUCAAAUCAUGAGCAAAGAUCCCGCACAAAUUUCCGUGGACUGGCGAGAAACGCCUCACGCGCACAUGUUUCAGGCGGAUUUGCCAGGUGUUAAGAAGGAAGAUGUGAAGCUGGAGAUACAGAAUGGAGUGAUGGAAAUCAGGGGAAAACAGGCCGAGGAGGGCGAGGAGGAUCAAGGUGUGACGUGGCACGCCAUGGAGCGUCCAGUUCAUCUUUCGAAAGGGCUACGUGUCAGGCGCAUAGCGCUCCCCGAGGAUGCUAACGUGGAGGAGGUGAAGGCCUCAGUCUCUCAGGGCGUGCUCACUGUAAACAUUCCGAAGAAGCCUGUGCGGAAGCCCCAUGUAAAGAAGGUGGAGAUUGAGGAUGCAAAUAAGGAAGGAAUUGGGCAUAAGAUCGUCAAAUCUCUCAAAGGAAUAGUGGCCCCUGCUAAAGCCAAAUGAAUCUUCUGUUCUGGUUUUAUCCCCUUCGGAUUGUGGUUUUUUUCCCUUCAUUUGUGAGCCUGUAAAUUGUAUGUAAGGAAAUUUGGUGUGCUGGCAUAUAGGUGAAGAUGAAGAUUUUCUCAUGUGUUUUUUUUAAAUGCAUUUAAAUGUACAAGAGAAAAGGAUAGUAUUGAUUUGCUUAUGAUUGUAUUUAAUGUUGUAUUUUUAUUCAACUUUAAAUGUAUAAUUUUAAAGUUA
Cryptomeria japonica (Japanese cedar) is the source of this 995-nucleotide messenger RNA. Its product is annotated as 17.3 kDa class I heat shock protein. The coding region runs from base 243 to 758 and encodes 171 amino acids. The record is from RefSeq and is a predicted model, not a curated record. Lineage: Eukaryota; Viridiplantae; Streptophyta; Pinopsida; Cupressales; Cupressaceae. Gene Ontology annotation, biological process: protein folding; response to salt stress; response to hydrogen peroxide. The transcript has 2 exons.